UCGGGUGGGUAACAAGGCCAAGGGCGCGAAAAGCGGAAAAGCCAUGAUGUUUCCGCUCCAUUUUCAUUACGAAGAUGUAUUGCGUGAGGACCUGCUGCUCAAACUCAAUCACACCAAUGUCAUGGAAGUCCCCGGACUGUUUGAGAUCAGACUGGUACCAAAAUCUACCUCUGAUGCCAAAAUCCAAUUUGGAAAGUUAGCCAUGGAGAUUCUGUGUGGUCAGAGAUCCAUACAGGCACAAUUGCCCGACCAUUUGAAAUCAGGAAGGUCGGGAUCCAAUGCGUUCCUGGCGUCCCAGAAAGACGCUACAUCUCUAAGACAAAGCAUCAUUCGAGGGCAUGGAAUGUACAAUUUCCUGGUCAGAGUCUUGACAGUAAUGUCUAUGUUGGAUUCUAAGGUAUCAAUUGAACAGGGAAACUGCAUCAAGUUCUUCAUGGCAACUGAGUUUUGCGAGUUCUCCCCAGAGAUAGAAGAUCAUUUCGAGAUCUUUGAGAACAUUGGAGGGUUCAAUGUGACAAUUGUCACUUCCGCCAGUUCAAAAGAGGAGACUUCCCUUCUGUGGAGUGGCUUUUUGCUCAAAGAUGAAGGUGAAAUUAACUAAGAUGCUGGAGAUGAAGCAGUGAGAGAUCACAAGCUUCAUGGCUAAAUAUGAACUAAGAUGAAAGCUUUUAGCAUUUUGCAAUCUGAUCUUUUCCCAGGUCAAGCAUUCCAAGAUGCCAAGAAUGAAAAUGUUGGGUACUUGGCUUUUCUUGCUGCAUUAGUAGCCAGUUACUUGUGAAGUUUUGCCUCUCAAGUAGGCUAUGAUUCUGGAUAGCAACUGGUGUAGAUUUUAUUUUGUUA
Lolium rigidum is the source of this 840-nucleotide messenger RNA. RefSeq names its product 60S ribosomal protein L5, mitochondrial-like. Gene Ontology annotation, molecular function: RNA binding; structural constituent of ribosome. Gene Ontology annotation, biological process: translation. The record is from RefSeq and is a predicted model, not a curated record. Gene Ontology annotation, cellular component: ribosome; cytosolic large ribosomal subunit. NCBI's taxonomy places the organism in Eukaryota, Viridiplantae, Streptophyta, Magnoliopsida, Poales, Poaceae. The transcript has a single exon. The coding region runs from base 44 to 601 and encodes 185 amino acids.